Beta vulgaris subsp. vulgaris (sugar beet) is the source of this 1077-nucleotide messenger RNA. RefSeq lists its product as uncharacterized. NCBI's taxonomy places the organism in Eukaryota, Viridiplantae, Streptophyta, Magnoliopsida, Caryophyllales, Amaranthaceae. Bases 1 to 1077 code for a protein of 358 amino acids. The transcript is spliced from 5 exons. Gene Ontology annotation, molecular function: aspartic-type endopeptidase activity. The record is from RefSeq and is a predicted model, not a curated record. Gene Ontology annotation, biological process: proteolysis.
AUGCGUGUUGGUGAUGAACAUGGUGUAAUGCAUGAAGAGGAAGGUUUGUUGGAGAUGAAGCACGAAAUUACUGAUUUGAAGGAGAAGGUUGAAGGACUUCUCAAAUAUUUGAAGAAGAUGGUUAAAAUUGGCUUGUUUAUUAUGCCUCCACGACAACAGUUGGCUGCUAGGAAGGAAGCCGCACGUCAUCGUCGCUCUGCUUUCGACCGAUUUGACUGUCAUAGCCCCCCUACUUAUGAUGGUGCUGCCGACCCUGUGGCUCUGGAAAAUUGGUUAAGAGAAAUGGAGAAGCUCUUCACGGCAACAAACUGCCCUGAUGCCGAAAUGGUACCUAUUGGGACGUACUAUUUGAAGAGAGAGGCUGAUAAUUGGUGGGGUACGGUGAAGGCUGCAUGUAUGGCUACGGCUGGUUUUGGGGGGAGUAUGGAUAUUCAGAAGUACACCGACCGCUUCACAGAGCUGUCUAAGUUUGCUGGUGUCAUUCCCACCGAAGCUGAGAGGGUUAAGAGAUAUAUCAAGAAGAUGAAUCCUAGGGUAAGGACUCUUGUGCUGUGUUCGGGAGUUACCACUUUUCAAGCUGCUUAUGAGAUGGCCUUGAGUGUCCAUGCAUCAGUCAAAGAGGAAGAAGCUGUUAAGGUUGCAUCUGCAAGGAAGUCGUUAAGGCUGCAUCUGCGAGGAAGUCGUUUCCGUUUGUUGCUCCUUGUCCGGCUAAGAAGCCGAAGUUUGAACCAAGUUCCCGAGGUGGGUAUCAAGGUUCCAGUUCUAAGCAGAGUUUUGAUCCGUCCAAGUGUCGGAGGUGUGAGAAGCCUGGAAGCGGGUCACAAGAGUUAUGAGUGUCUUAAGAAUCCGAGGGCUACAGCUAAGCCUCCUGUUCCUCCUAGUCUUUCUGCUCCGCCGAAGAAUCGAGUUUACAGCAUGACUCAUUCCGACGCCGAUGUUCAUCCCGACGUCAUCUCUGGUACCUUUCCUGUUAAUUCUGUCCCUGCUUCUGUGUUGUUUGAUUCUGGUGCUUCCGUGUCAUGUGUGUCUAACUCUUUCGCCAAGAAAGCUAACCUGUUUUUGAGUUCUCCUCCUUGA